This is a messenger RNA of Esox lucius (northern pike), 1172 nucleotides long. RefSeq names its product high choriolytic enzyme 1-like. The record is from RefSeq and is a predicted model, not a curated record. Gene Ontology annotation, biological process: proteolysis. Gene Ontology annotation, molecular function: metalloendopeptidase activity; zinc ion binding. The coding region runs from base 279 to 1052 and encodes 257 amino acids. NCBI's taxonomy places the organism in Eukaryota, Metazoa, Chordata, Actinopteri, Esociformes, Esocidae. The transcript has 3 exons.
AUAUUGGGUCAAUACACCGGGAAAUGUCCGAACCUCCCGAUGUACUCCCUUCAGAGGUUUAUUUAGGACAAACAACAUGGACCCCAACCCUUAAUCCUCCUGGAGACACACCUGUACCGGACUGUAUAAAAGCCCAGGACUGACCAGACACAAUCACACAUGGAGCACCAGUUCCACAGAGCCUCUCCAAAGCAUUUGCAGGACCAAGAACCCAUCUAGAGCCUCUCCAAAGCAUCUCCAGGACCAAGAACCCAUCUAGUCUAUCCUCUCCUCUGAAGAUGGAACAAAUUCCCUCUGUCUCCCUCCUACUGCUGCUGGUGGGCCUCUCUCUGGCCAGCCCUGUGAUGAAGCAGGUAGAUGGACCAGAGAUCAGCAUGACUAAGACAAUUCUCACCAUUAACAACAGAUCAAGCAAGUUUCUUCUGGAGGGGGACAUUGUAACUCCAACAACCAGAAAUGCCAUGAUUUGCUACAGUUCAGGGUGUUUCUGGAGGAAAGGCUCUAAUGGAAAGGUUGAAGUUCCCUACAUAGUGAGCAGUGAAUUCACCUCCAAUGAGAGGCAUACUAUUGAGACUGCUAUCAAGAACAUCAACUCCAAGACCUGCAUUCGCUUCGUGCCUCGUCAGAAUCAGGCUGACUACCUCAGCUAUGAGCCUAGAGACGGGUGCUGGUCUUCUCUUGGAAGACAAGGAAACCAACAGGUUGUCUCCCUGCAAAGUGGCGGCUGCGUUACUUUCGGCAUAAUUCAGCACGAGAGUCUCCACGCUCUGGGCUUCCAGCACGAGCAAACCAGGAGCGACCGUGACGAUUACGUCGUAAUCAACUGGAGUAACAUCGACCCUGACAACUCCUUCAACUUUGAUAAAACACAUACCAACAACCUGAACACUCCCUAUGACUACGGCUCUGUCAUGCACUAUGAUAACACAGCCUUCUCCAUCAAUGGACAGGAUACCAUCACCCCCAUCCCCGACCCCAACGUGCCCAUCGGCCAGAGAGUGGGACUGUCCUCCACUGACAUCCUGAAGAUCAACAGACUCUACAACUGCUAAUCGGAAAGACAUCAAGUCACAGGAGAAAAGCCUGGAGAAGACGAGAUGAAAGAAGUCAAAUCUGACAACAUAUAUAUUAUUUUAUUAAUGUAAUUGCUUUAUUGCUUUAUAUAGGCUAGU